Notothenia coriiceps (black rockcod) is the source of this 3008-nucleotide messenger RNA. It is a transcript of the gene shisal1b, whose product is annotated as shisa like 1b. The record is from RefSeq and is a predicted model, not a curated record. Bases 138 to 725 code for a protein of 195 amino acids. The transcript is spliced from 4 exons. NCBI's taxonomy places the organism in Eukaryota, Metazoa, Chordata, Actinopteri, Perciformes, Nototheniidae.
CCUGACUCCCAGCAGCAGCAGCAGCCAUGUGAGAGGAGCUGUCGACAAGCAAAGGAUGCCCACGCCCAGCUAAAGCAGAGCCGCCCCCCCAUCCAUCCCCUCUGCUCCCUCCCUUCUUCACACAUGAGGACGAGAAGAUGACUAUCACCAGCCGGCAGUCCUUCAAUGUCCUGACGGUCAUCUUCCUCCUGCUGUCCACUGCAGCGCUCUCAGCUCAUUACCGAGUGUGUGAACCGUACUCCGACAACAAGGGGCGUUACCACUUCGGCUUUCACUGCCCACGCCUCUCAGACAACAACAAGACCUACAUGUUCUGCUGCUACCACAACAACACCGCCUUCAAAUACUGCUGCAACGAGAGCGAGUUCCAGGUGGUCAUGCAGGUCAACCUCACCACCACCUCAGACGGUUACGCACACAAUAAUUAUACAGCCCUGGUCGGCGUGUGGAUCUACGGCUUCUUCGUGAUGGUGCUGCUGGCGCUGGACUUUCUCUACUACUCCGCCAUAAACUAUGAGCUGUGCCGGGUGUACCUGGAGAAAUGGGGUCUGGGCGGGCGCUGGCUGAAGAAGGCUCGCAGUCAGUGGCACAGGUCCAUGCCGGAGGAGAGCGAGGCCCCGGCUCAAGCACCCCCCACCGUCUCCAGCCACUACCAGCCCAGAAACAGCCUGAGAGGGGAGAGCCACAGCCCCACACUGCUGCCCUACAACACAUCCACCGCAUGAACGAUGCUGCAGUGGACCAACUGAAGAGUAGCAACACCUUGUUUCAUUUGGUGGUACAGAGGAGACGCCCUUCCCCCCUGAUGCCCCCUCUCUGGACCACAGACUCAACACCAGUGGUGGGUUAGCCAUACUGUAGUAGGAAGAAGUGACUGCUGCCCUUUUCUAAUGAGCACAAAACCCCCUUGGACUGACAGACUGAUAUGGCAGUUAGAAACUCAGCUGAAAAGAAGCUGCCGGAGACACAGAGGAGCGUACUGCUACUGCCAUAGCAGAGGAGCGACACAUUGAAAUGCUCACAGGUGUUCAGUGAUCCCCUGAAAAGGCUGCCAAAGCCUGGAGCAUCUCCAACAGAUCCGAGCUGAACUGGAUCAACUGUACCCACAUGAAGCGAGGAGCUCAUCUUUCUAAAUAUAACAUGUUUAUUACACUGCUGUGUCAGUUUGUGUUCAGUAGCAGUUAGACACGAUGUGGGUUAUCUAUUUGGUGAUUUAUUUAUGUGAAGUAGUCAGAGAAAUAUAUGAGUGGUUGACAUUCGGGAACAUGUAACAGCUUAGGUUGAUGCUGAGCAUCUCACUAGAGUAGAGUGUUUUUGUUACUUACUGAAACUAGACACAAAAUGUCUCUGCAGCCAUGUUGAAAAACAAUAUCUUGUAUUGUGUUCUCUCUAUAUUGUAACGUGUCUGACAAGGACACAAGGCCAUACAGAUAAACUGUUGUAGAUCUAAAGGUUUUACAUUAGGUCAUCAAUAUUUCUCCUUUUCGGUUUGUGAUGCUGAGGAAAGGGAUCUCCACUCUCAAUAAGUUAUUCAUCCAAACAAUGAAUGAGGAUCAGGGAUGCCUUUACAACAGCAAAGAGCUUCAUGCUAAGUUAAACAUGAAUCCUUGGCUGUGAGCCUACAGACCCAUUUGAGAGCAUUACUCCUAAAGUUAGUGUGAGACAGUCGCCUCUGGAAACUCAUCCAUUGACUUGUUUGCCCUUCCUCAUUACCAGAGCUGCCUGAAAAACAGCUCCAUUAGCAAUAUGAUGCAAAUGAAUAUCCAUUUGGUUCCAUUAUAAGGAGAGCUCUUUAUCCCACACUGGUAAAUAGACAAUUGUAAGCGAUUAGCCAUAAUAAAAAAAAUGUAAAAAACCCAGUAAAACCCCUUUCACUGUCAGCAAUAAUGUACAGUAUCUCAAUCAGAAGGAUGACAUGGUGUGUAAAAGUCAGAGGCGCCCGUCCAAAUGAGCGCUGGGUAAUCAUUGAGGUGUAUCGCAGAGCUUUCAGGAGGAUUUAAAUGUAAUAAGGACUCAAUGCAAAGGGCAUACAGUAUUUCAGGAUAAUGAACUCGUAUCAAAAAAAGGUCCCCAACUCAUUCUCUAUUGGCUUUAUAAAAAGGAUAAAAAAAUAUACUUUCACUUUAGAGCUGCAACUAGUGAUAUGUUUCAUUCCUCAUUUGGUCGAUAACUUCUGAGAGAAUAAUAAAACUGAAUGUUAUAAUUUACAACAGCCUGAGAGCAGGUCCAAAACUCCAAUAAUGUUUAGUUAUAUUAUUCGAUAUUAUUAAAUAAAGAUAACAAUCCUUUCCAUAUGUAAAAUCACUAACUUACUUGAAUAAUUACUAAAUGGUCUAAUUGACAAUAGGCUGCAACUAAAGAUUGUUUUAAUUACUGAAGUCUGGCAAUUAUUUGAUCAAUUUAUUAAUACAUGAUCUGCUCUUUGAAGUUUUACAAAAUAGUUUAAAAUGACCUUUAUUGUACAACCAAUAUUUUAAAGAUAUUCAAUUGAUUUUAUAGGAGACAAAGGAAAGCAUCAAAUCCUAAUUUUUGAGACUGAAACAUCGACACAUUGAUUAACCAAAUCCAGUUAGCUGGACAAAUAGAUACAUUGACUAUCAUUUCAGCUCAGUGAUUUCAUCAGGCCCAAAUCGUUAAUAACUGAUGAGAUAAAUGAUCUGUAAUCCAGAUAGGUCUACGAGACAAAGCAGCUGUGGGUGCCAGACUGAAUAUGAGCGGCAGCAUGUGAAGAGCAGGUGGACAGACGGUAGGUCGGAAGAAGGUGUCGGUUCCAAUCUUGCAUCUGCAAUGGCAGCUGCUGAGCCUUUAUGUAAUAUGAAUGUGAAAUGUCCUCGCUGAAACAGGAGAUGCCGUUAAUCGUUAGGAGCUGGCCAUAAACCAGACAUGAGACUUGGGUUAGGGUUUAGGGUUAGGGUUAGGGUUAGGGUUACCCUAACCCUAACCCUAACCCUAGCCAUCAUAUUAGCCACUUUUACGCCAAGUACUUUGCCGUACUUAGUUCCCAACAC